Messenger RNA from Emiliania huxleyi CCMP1516, 856 nucleotides. RefSeq lists its product as hypothetical. The transcript has 6 exons. NCBI's taxonomy places the organism in Eukaryota, Haptophyta, Isochrysidales, Noelaerhabdaceae. The record is from RefSeq and is a predicted model, not a curated record. Bases 1 to 801 code for a protein of 266 amino acids.
AUGCUGUCCCUCAUUGCCUGGCUCCCCUCCUGGCAGAGCACGCAGCCUCGAGCCGGCCGUUUGGUCGGUCCGCUCGCCUCCGAAGCCGCUGCUGCGCCACCGUCUGUGCUCAUCUCUGAGGCCGAGGUAGCCGACCUCGAGCCUGCCGUCGCCCUGACCGUGCGCGCCUUCUUCGGCACGCUCGGCCGCGAGCGAGGCUUCAAUAACGCGCGCGCAAUCGCGUUUUCCCAGCUCUCGGCCGAACAGGCUGCCAGUCUCCGCGCGAUAAUCUGCUCUGGCACCGCCCUCAAGGCCACGGCGCCAGACGGGAGGCGGCGCCGCAUCGGCGGCUCAUCUCGAUGCGGCGGCGCCUCGGCCGCCGGCUGGUGGAGAGGGUACUCGAAUCGGCGGGAUGCAGGCCGACCCUGCUCGAGGUGGAGAAGAGCAAUCGCGCGGCCGUCGGCUUGUACGAGGCGUGCGGCUUCGAGGUGGCGGCGGAGAAGGAGGGUGCCACGCCUCGAAGCUGCAGCUGCAUUCGACACUGCGCGACCCCGUCUCCGCACCCUCAGCUGCUCCCCGCGUCUCCACCGCCGGUAUGCGGUCGACUGGUGGCGCGGUCGCGUCUUUGCGGCGACGUCUCUCCUCGUCAUGCGCCAUGGAGGCAAGCCGGGGCGCGGCGAGGGCGGAGGGGCGGAGGCGGAGGCAAGAGGCGCGGUUCGCGCGGAGGCCUCGGGGGUGGUGGACAGUGCCGCAGAGGCGGGCGGCGCCGCGACGUGUGACGUUGACAACCCGACCGGCUUGUGCGUUGACAAGGGCUCCUAGGAGGCCGCGCCGAGAUGUGCGUCCGAUGAGUGACAGUGAUGACAUGUACAAAAAA